Cylindrotheca closterium is the source of this 657-nucleotide messenger RNA. The record is from the annotation of a GenBank genome assembly. NCBI's taxonomy places the organism in Eukaryota, Bacillariophyta, Bacillariophyceae, Bacillariales, Bacillariaceae.
AUGCCAAAGCUAAAACUUUACAAGACAAGCGUCUCUAGCAAAACCGACAAGCAUUUAUACACUGAAGAAAUGACCCUUGACAAGCCUCUAAAAAUCCCUCAUGCCAACGAGAACAAGUUUGGCAAAAGCAUUUGCUUUAAACUCCCAAACAAAGUCCUCCACUGCCCUGUGUAUCCUCUGGUCAGGUUUGAUGAUUCUAUGGAGAUCACAAUUUCAACGGAUGGUAAAUUCAUUGAGAAGAAGCUAUUGAAACACAUCCCAAAAGAUGCAUCAGAACUCCUCAAUGGAGCAGUCGGUCAGAACGAUUUGUUGUUUGCAUCGGCGGAAGCCAAAAUCCGCAGGAUGAAAAUAGAAAUGAAUGAAUGGGAAAAGGUGGAUGCUGAUCCAUUGCUCCAGUUUGGUGAGGAAAUGGAGCCUUUCUUUGUCGAUCGUCAUGGCCGUCAUCAAGAUAGCUACACCUUGGACACAGUUGAACAGGCAGUUUCAUUCUGUCGGCCAGUACAUCACCACCGCUUUGAGGAUAUGCAGAUUGAGCUCCCGACUGAAGCUACCACCACUGCCGCAACAGCUGCCCCUGGCUUUGUUCCCCAAAUGAGCCCAGAGGAGUGGGCAGCAAUGCAGAAGGUCAUCAAGAUGUUUGGUCAAACUACUCUUUGA